Messenger RNA from Dromiciops gliroides (monito del monte), 6212 nucleotides. RefSeq names its product ABR activator of RhoGEF and GTPase (gene ABR). The record is from RefSeq and is a predicted model, not a curated record. Gene Ontology annotation, molecular function: GTPase activator activity; protein serine/threonine kinase activity; guanyl-nucleotide exchange factor activity. The transcript is spliced from 23 exons. Lineage: Eukaryota; Metazoa; Chordata; Mammalia; Microbiotheria; Microbiotheriidae. The coding region runs from base 16 to 3672 and encodes 1218 amino acids. Gene Ontology annotation, biological process: positive regulation of GTPase activity; protein phosphorylation; intracellular signal transduction. Gene Ontology annotation, cellular component: membrane.
GCCCCCGGGGCCAGCAUGUGGGAACCGGCGGACUUCGAGCGCCACUGGAAGGCCGAGUUCCCCGGGGAGCCGGUGCCCACCAUGCAGCUGGACUCGGUGCCGGCCAUGCAGCGGGAGCUGGAGCGCUGCAGGCUCAACCUGAAGCGACUGCAACAGGUGCUGGCCGAGGAGAAGUUCAAAGUCAUCUACCUGCAGACGGCCCUGGCCCGGGAGAAGCGGGGCUACGACUGCGGCCGCUGGGGGGGCUGCGGCGGCGGCGGCGGGGAGGACAGCCCCGGCCCCGCCGAGGAGGGUGAGGAGAAGCAGGCGGCGGCGGACCGGCCGGAGGCCCCCCAGCCCCUGCCCCCGCCCGGGCCGGAGCCCCCCGCGGCGGACAGCGGCCCAGGCCGGCCCGCCGCAGGCUCCCCGGCCAAGUCUCCGCACUAUGUCAACCUGGAGUUCCCUGCGUGGCUGGGGGCGCCCGGGGAAGGGGGCGCCGUGCGGAGCUUGACCGCCGCCAUCCACCGGCAGCUGCAGCAGCCGGAGCUGCUCCUGAGGCCCCGGGAGGACUCCGGGCCCGGGCCCGGGGAUGCCGAGCGGUCGGAGGAGCCCGAGCCGCCGCGCGCCCUCGGGGAUGCCCGGCGGCCGGAGGAGCCCGAGCCGCUGUCCCCAGCCGCGGCCCCUGGCGGCGCCAGCCCGGAGGGCAGCGAGGAGCUGUCCCCCGCGGCGCCCGAGGACGCGGAGCCCCAGGCCCCAGGCGCCGCCGACGAGGGCGGGGACAGCAGCGACCACGACUUCGAGGUGGUGGAUCUGAACGAGAAAUUCGUCCUGGGUCACCUGCUCCUUGCCCCCUGCCGCUUCCUGCCCCGCGAGGACGCGCCGGAGAAGCCCCUCCGGGCGGGCAGCCCCCACCGCUGGCUGCACCUGAUCGGGGGCAAGCGGCACCGGCGCAGCCGGGACCUGGAGCAGCUGGAAGCGGAGGGCAGGGACGGCCGGUACUCGCCCCUGCCCCCGGAGGACCCCCACUCCCGAGGGGCUCGGGAGCAUCUCCCGCCCUGGAGGCGCAAGAGGUUCCUGGGGGUGCCGGGCCGAGACUCGCCGGGCCACAGCUCCCCGGAGAGGGGCAGCGACUGCAGCUACAACAGCUCGGACCACGAGGAUGUUUCCUCUGCAGACUUCAGCUACGGGGCCGACGACUACGACGGGGAGGGGAAUGAGGAGCAGAAGGUGCCACCCGAGGGCUCGGAGACCAUGCCAUACAUUGACGAGUCGCCAACCAUGUCCCCUCAGCUCAGCGCCCGGAGCCAGGGUGGUGGGGACGGCAUCUCGCCCACUCCCCCAGAAGGUUUGGGACCUGUGGUAGAGGCGGGGAAAGGCCUGGAAAUGAGGAAGCUGGUCCUCUCAGGAUUCCUGGCCAGCGAAGAGAUCUAUAUCAAUCAGCUGGAAGCACUUCUGCUGCCCAUGAAGCCCCUAAAGGCCACAGCUACCACCUCCCAGCCUGUGCUCACCAUCCAGCAGAUCGAGACCAUUUUCUACAAGAUCCAGGACAUCUAUGAGAUCCACAAGGAAUUCUAUGACAACCUCUGCCCCAAGGUGCAGCAGUGGGACAGCCAGGUCACCUUGGGCCACCUCUUCCAGAAGCUGGCCAGUCAGCUAGGCGUGUACAAAGCCUUUGUGGAUAACUACAAGAUCGCUCUGGAGACUGCUGAGAAAUGCAGCCAGUCCAACAACCAGUUCCAGAAGAUCUCUGAGGAGCUCAAAGUCAAAGCCCCCAAGGACUCCAAGGACAGCCACACAUCUAUCACCAUGGAAGCACUGCUUUACAAGCCCAUUGACCGUGUCACGCGGAGCACCCUCGUCCUCCAUGACCUCCUCAAGCACACCCCAGUGGACCAUCCAGACUACCCAUUACUCCAGGAUGCCCUGCGCAUCUCCCAGAACUUCCUGUCCAGCAUCAAUGAGGAUAUUGACCCCCGCCGGACCGCAGUCACUACUCCCAAGGGAGAGACCCGGCAGCUGGUGAAGGAUGGGUUCCUCGUGGAGAUGGCUGAGAGUUCAAGGAAGCUUCGACAUGUUUUCCUCUUCACAGACGUCCUGCUGUGUGCCAAGCUGAAGAAGACAUCCGUGGGGAAACACCAGCAGUAUGACUGCAAGUGGUAUAUCCCACUGGCAGACCUGGUUUUCCCAUCCCCGGAGGAGUCAGAACCCAGCCCCCAAGUGCACCCCUUCCCAGACCAUGAACUGGAGGACAUGAAGAUGAAGAUCUCAGCUCUCAAGAGUGAAAUCCAGAAGGAGAGAGCCGGCAAAGGUCAGAGUCGAGCUAUUGAGAGGUUAAAGAAGAAAAUGUUUGAGAAUGAAUUCUUACUGCUGCUGAAUUCCCCAACAAUCCCCUUCCGGAUCCAUAACCGCAAUGGAAAGAGCUACCUGUUCCUCCUGUCUUCAGACUAUGAGAGGUCGGAGUGGAGAGAAGCGAUUCAGAAACUACAGAAGAAGGAUCUCCAGGCAUUUGUCUUGAGUUCCGUGGAGCUCCAGGUCCUCACAGGGUCCUGUUUCAAACUACGAACUGUUCAUAAUAUUCCCGUCACCAGCAAUAAAGAUGAUGAUGAGGCUCCGGGGCUCUACGGCUUCCUGCACGUCAUCGUCCACUCUGCCAAGGGCUUUAAGCAGUCGGCCAAUUUGUACUGUACGUUAGAGGUGGACUCGUUCGGCUAUUUUGUCAGCAAAGCAAAAACCAGGGUAUUUCGGGACACAACGGAGCCCCAGUGGAAUGAGGAGUUUGAGAUCGAGCUGGAGGGCUCUCAGUCCUUGCGCAUCCUCUGCUAUGAGAAAUGCUAUGACAAGACCAAGGUCAACAAGGACAACAACGAGAUCGUCGACAAGAUCAUGGGCAAAGGACAGAUUCAGCUGGACCCACAGACUGUGCAGACAAAGAACUGGCACAUGGAUGUGAUCGAGAUGAACGGGAUCAAGGUGGAGUUCUCCAUGAAAUUCACCAGCCGGGACAUGAGCCUGAAGAGGACCCCAUCUAAAAAGCAGACAGGAGUGUUUGGGGUGAAGAUCAGCGUUGUGACAAAGCGAGAGCGCUCCAAGGUACCCUACAUCGUCCGUCAGUGUGUGGAGGAGGUGGAGAAAAGAGGCAUUGAGGAAAUCGGAAUCUACCGGAUUUCGGGGGUGGCCACUGACAUCCAGGCACUGAAGGCUGUCUUUGAUGCCAACAACAAGGAUGUGUUGGUGAUGUUGAGUGACAUGGACAUCAAUGCCAUCGCAGGGACCUUGAAGCUUUACUUCCGGGAGCUUCCAGAGCCCCUCCUCACAGACAGACUCUACCCAGCCUUCAUGGAGGGCAUCGCCCUCUCAGAUCCUGCUGCCAAGGAAAACUGUAUGAUGCACCUUCUCCGAACUCUGCCCGACCCCAACCUCAUCACUUUCCUCUUCUUGCUAGAACACUUGAAAAGGGUUGCUGAAAAGGAGCCCAUCAACAAAAUGUCCCUUCACAAUCUAGCCACGGUGUUUGGCCCAACAUUACUGAGACCGUCUGAGGUGGAGAGCAAAGGACACCUGACCUCAGCCUCGGACAUCUGGUCUCACGAUGUCAUGGCACAGGUCCAGGUCCUUCUCUACUACCUGCAGCACCCCCCCAUCUCCUUCGCAGAACUAAAGCGGAACACACUGUACUUCUCCACGGACGUUUAGCGCAGGCAUGGGCGGCGUGGGCUCCACCAGCCCCUUCCAGCUUGGCCCCGGGGCUCAGCACAGACUUGAAAAACCUAUUGACCGACCACCCCACAAAACUGAGAUGGAGCAAAGCAGAUGACAAGGGAAGCGGGUUUCCGAGAACUGGAAUGUGCGCGCCCCCCUCCUGCGCCCCCAUCGCCCUGCCGUGCUCCGUCCCUGCCCCUCUGUAUUUCCGCUCAUGUCUGAUGCCCCGUUGGUGUGCAGGAAUUGUCCUAUGUCUUUGUCACAAAGAAAACACCAUGGCCUCCUUAGGCUGGGGACCCGGACAGCCUGCUCUGUGGUUUUCUUUUCAUUCCUUCUGAGGCUCACUGCAAAGGGUUUUCAUUUGCUGUGUGCGACUCCUGCCAAGCUGCCCUCUCCUGAUGCUGCUCCCAGAAGCCCCUGCUCUCUGCCUCCUGCACCGACUCCCACCCCUCACCCCUGCAUGUGAAGCCCCAGCCCGGGGGCCUUUCGUCUGGGAGAGCUCUUGGAGGUGCCGGGGCCUGCUUCGCCUUGACACCAGCAAGGAUGUGGACCCCAGGAUGGGGCUGUGCUAACCCCCUGGGCUCAACACGGGCCCAGAAACCACUCUUGAGAGCUGCCGCCUGAGCAGCUCUGUUCUGGGGAGUGGGUCCUUGAGGCUCUUGUUCCCUUUCCUGCUUUAUAGCCCUGUCUCUGGGAGGGUUUGUCACCUGGUUUUUCUUCCCCUGCUUUUCACUUCCUCCCUGGUAGUCAAUUCCUUUGUGUGCAGACUUAUGUUGGGUGACCUGCUGUCUGGCCAGAGGGUUUAGGGAACUCUUCGCUCACAUGGGUGUACGUGACUGUAGGCAUGUCAUUUCCCUGUUACUCAGUUUCCUCAUCUACCAAAUGUAGGUCUUGGGCUGGAAGACCUUAAGGCUCCUUUCUCUCCUCUAAGUCUCUGAUCCUGAGGAAACAGAAGAGUUUGGGGCUACUUCACCCCAUUGUGUGUUCACAGGUUGAAAAGUGAGAGGUGCCGAGAUAGCCGUGGGGUCCCUGAGAAAGGUGGGGCGGGAAGGUGGCUCUGUGAGGGAGGGACAAACGACUACUGUCCUGUGGGGGCGACAAACAGGACUGAACCUUUGGCGGGUAGGAGAGCUCAGCUCUUGGCACCUCCGUUGUACCUCGUCAGUACCUUUGCCUUAGACCUGUGUGCUCCGCAGCCAGGCACUGCCACGGGGUAGCCCCUUCUGCCCUCGGGAAGAUCCAGUCGGAUCUCGGAAGUCCCCUUCGCCCCAUACCCCAGCCAAUUACAGUACUGACUGCCCCUCCCCUCCUGCCCAGCCUGAGGCCUAGGCACAUUAGCUACAGCAGGCCUCUAUGGUGCUGCCCAUUCAAAUCCUGCUUUCUCCUGCCUGCCUGACUUCUGGCAGUGACCUUCCCACCCAGCUCCAGGAAGGGGGGUGGAGAAAGUGAGUGAUUGUGGCUGAGACCAGCUACCUGGUGCUGGGAAGAGGGGAGAAGUCCCCAAGGCUGUGCCCCUGGGCUUUGGACUUUUCCAUCCACACAAUGCCACAAGAGAGGCAGCUUGUACACCCUGUGUCUGAGUGCAUUUGAAAGAAGACCACCAUCAGCUUAUUCCUGGCCUCUUAGAUUCAGAGACCACCCUUGCCUGGCUGGCAGUCAGGCCAACUCUCAAUCCAGGGCCCAUGGAAGAUGCCAUCCCGCGAGAUGCAGCCUCUCCGGCGAGAAGCGAUGCUCUCCCUUGCCCAGGAACUGGACGUGGCCAUGUCAGGGAAAGCAAAAUGGUGACAGGAGAGGGAGACCCACUGGCAGCAGAGGUACCAGGAUACCAGGUGAAAAGAGGGAAACCCCCAGGUCUAAGGGCCCCCACUGAUGUCAAAGUCAGCCUCCUGUACAUUGGACCCUUUCUUUGGCUUCCAAAUGAAGUCACAGGGCUGGAGGGAAAACCUGGCUGGGGCUGGCAGCAGCGGAAGGUGAGUCCUCGUGCCCAAGGCCCUGCCCCACCCCCCCCAAGCCAGUGGGAGAAGAGAAGCAACUUCUGGCUGCUUAGGCAGUCAGCUGCUGCCACCUGGAGAUGUGUGUAGGAGAAGAGGAGAGGCUGAGGAGAAGGUAAAGAGGACAAAUAUUUAUAUAUCUCAGAAACUACAAUGGGAAGAAAGGAUAGGUACUAAGGCAGGACAGAGAUGUACAAGAGCGAUCCUGUGGUUUCUCAAGUUAGGGACUUGACUACGCAGCACAGGCCCCGGCCACGGGAGCCUGUUGUACGGCACAAGUGGUGUUACCAACGGGUGCCCAGAAGACGGGCUGCAGGUAUUCCUCCCCCUCCAUGUCGCCUUGCCCUCUUCCAUGCAGGGGGAUUGGGAGAGUUCUGCAGAUACAGAUAGGAUAGGACUGUUCAUUAAUAAUUUGACUUUAAUAAGUUGUUAAGGAUAUAUUUUUUUGUCUGUGUUGUUUCAAUUAUGUAGAUUAUUAUAAAUGGAUGUAAACCAUGUGAAAGGGAAAUGUUAAUAAAAAUGCAAAGCCCCGACGUUUGCACA